GAGAACAAAGACAUCAGAGUCUAUUUAAAGAGGAGCGCGCGCUGAUCCCGCAGCUCUGCGCACCGCACACUCCGCUGCGCCACGCACCAGCUUCCUGCGGCUCGUGACGAUGCGGACUUCUCUGCUCAUGUGCUGCUGCGUCCUCGCGCUGCUGUGGCUGCAGAGCGCGCGCUGCCUCCCGGUGCGAGGACACGGUCACUUCAAAGCGAGACCGGUCUCUGAGAAGUUCCCCGACCUGAAGAAGAGAGGGAAAGUGUCUCACGCUCAGGACGUCAUGAAGGACGAGAGUUUGUCCAACAACACCAGGGACGUGUGGAACCGACCUCGCUGCGGCGUACCGGACUUCCCCAGCCAGAAGGGGGUGCACUACCGCGGACGACAGCGCCAGAGACGCUUUGUACUCUACGGAGGGCGUUUGAACAAGAUGGACCUCACCUACAGGAUCGUCCGCUUCCCCUGGCAGAUGGGGGAGGAGAAAGUGCGACGCGUCUUCCAGGAAGCGCUGAAAAUCUGGAGUGACGUGACCCCGCUGACCUUCACCGAGGUCCACAGUGGGAAGGCCGACAUCCGCGUCGACUUCACGAGGUACUGGCACGGAGACGACCUUCCCUUCGACGGCCCGGGCGGGAUCCUCGCUCACGCCUUCUUCCCCAGGACGCACCGACAGGGAGACGUUCACUUCGACUACGACGAGUCGUGGACGCUGGGAAACCACAUGGGCACAGACCUCCUCCAGGUCGCCGCCCAUGAGUUUGGACACGUCCUGGGUCUGCAGCACUCCCGUGAACCAGGAGCCGUCAUGUCAGCGUACUACACCUUCUCCUACCCACUGAAGCUGAGCGAGGACGACAGACGAGGCAUCCAGUUCCUGUACGGAGGUCACCCACAAGUCCUGCCCUCUCCACCGCCGCCGCCUCCUCCUCCUCCACCGCCGCCGCCGCCGCCUCCUCCUCCUCCUCCUCCUCCUCCUCCAUACAACCCAGAGUCCAAUGAGAUCCCGACUAUCCCCGACGCCUGCCACACGGACUUUGACGCCGUGUCCAUGAUCCGUGGAGAGCUGUUCUUCUUUAAGUCGGGCUACGUGUGGAGGAUCAGGGACGGACACCUGGAGAGUGGGUACCCGGCGCUGGCGUCACGACACUGGAGGGGGAUCCCCGACAACAUCGACGCCGCCUUUGAAGACAAGUCAGGAAACAUUUGGUUCUUUCAAGGUGAGAAUUACUGGGUGUUUGACGCUGAGAUGCAGAUCCAGGCCCCGGAGUCCAUGAGGAGUCUGGGUCUGCCGGUCUCUGGGAUCCAGGCCGCUCUGCGCUGGGGCCACGACUCCAACUACAACACCUACUUCUUCAAGUCCGGAAGCUACUGGAAGUUCAGUCCGCGUGAGAACCGCGUGGACUCAAUCUACCCGCGCAGCAUGCAGGACUGGAUCGGUAUCCCCGAGGACGUGGACGCCGCCUUCAGGGACAUCUACGGUUACGCUCACUUCAUCCGAGGACGUCAGUACUGGAAGUUCGACCCCGUGGCCAUGAACUCGUUGGAGGGUUACCCUCGUUACGUGGGCGUGGACUUCUUCAGCUGCAGAAGCGCGUGAGACUCGGCUCGACGGACACUGUUUUCUUUUUUUCCUUUUUUUCUUUUUGACAAUGAAGAGUUUGAAAUGUCGGACGGAGACGAGACGUCGCCGUCACUCAGAUCAACUUCACAUUCUUCUCAGGAAAAACCACGUGACUCCUCCUCAUCCCGGGCUCCUCCUGUGCAGCUAUACUCAUAUUUAUUAUGCACACGUUUGCCACCGUGAGGCUGAGAUCUGCGCCGUGUGUUACCACACUGAUGUGAACCGUUCACUCUUCUCUGAGCCUCGUGUUUCUGCGUCUGCAGUGGACGACGUGUUUCUGUUCCUCGUCACGCGCUCGCUGAGCGUCCAGUGUUUGAAAAGUGGCGUCACGUGGACGCGUGGACUCGUCCCCGAGCUGCUGUAGGUGGCGCUGUGGGAGACCAAACAAACUUUGAGAUUUGUGUUUUAUUCAAACAAAAACGCCUGCUGUUUAAACUGUUUUCACACGCGCUAAAGCCUCAAAAACACUCACUGUCAAAAUCAUGUCAGGUCAACAGGGGGCGAUAGAAAACGACCUGCGACGUCACUCUGAUAUUUUAACCUUUAACUUUUUCCCCCGAGCAAAGAAUGAGAAAUUAAAAAAUGAAGAAAUUCAGUCUAAAAUAACCUCGCGUCCCAUCACGACGUCACUUUUCUAACGAGUCACUACGUCUCAGCUUGUCCUUCAGGAAGAGCUGCAGGGCGCCACCUACAGCUCACAGCAGACAACCGUCCUCACGUCUCGUCUGUAACAUGGUGAUGCUUUCAGGUGACUCCGUGUAACGUUCAGGCGACUCUGUGACAUUCAGGCGACUCUGUGACAUUCAGGUGACUCUGUGACUGUGUGACGUUCAAGCGACUCUGUGACGUUCAGGCGACUUUGUGACGUUUGGUUGACUCCGUGUAACGUUCAGGCGACUCUGUGACGUUCAGGCGACUUUGUGACUCUGUGUAACGUUCAGGCGACUCUGUGACGUUCAGGCGACUCUGUGACGUUCAGGCGACUCUGUGACUCCGUGUAACGUUCAGGUGACUCUGUGACGUUCAGGCGACUUUGUGACUCCGUGUAACGUUCAGGUGACUCUGUGACUGUGUGACGUUUGGUUGACUCCGUGUAACGUUCAGGCGCCUCUGUGAUGUUCAGUUGACUCUGUGUGACAUUCAAGCAACUCUGUGACGUUCAGGCGACUAUGACUCUGUGUGACGUUCAGGCGACUCUGUGACUCCGUGUAACGUUCAGGCAACUGUGUAACUUUCAGGCAACUAUGUGACUCCGUGUAACGUUCAGGUGACUGUGUGACGUUUGGUUGACUCCGUGUGACGUUCAGGCGACUCUGUGACUCCGUGUGACGUUCAGGCGACUCUGUGACUCUGUGUGACGUUCAGGCGACUGUGUGACUCCGUGUGACGUUCAGGUGACUCUGUGACUCCGUGUGACGUUCAGGCGACUCUGUGACUCCGUGUGACGUUCAGGCGACUCUGUGACUCCGUGUGACGUUCAGGCGACUCUGUGACUCCGUGUGACGUUCAGGUGACUGUGUGACGUUCAGGCGACUCUGUGACUCCGUGUGACGUUCAGGCGACUGUGUGACGUUCAGGCGACUCUGUGACUCCGUGUGACGUUCAGGCGACUGUGUGACGUUCAGGCGACUGUGACAUCAGUGGUUCUCCACCUGCUCAGUCACAGAAAAAAAAUCUAAUCACAUUUAAGAUGAAAUUAUUGCAGAGUAAUUUUAUUUUGUUAUUAUUGAUUCAGCUCUUAGUUAUUUUAUGAUAUUUAAGUUUCUCAGAUUCCAGUUUUCUGUCCAAUCUUCACAUUUGUGAAACUAAAAAGUACAAAUAUCAAACUACUUAACGAUGCAGCUCAAAAAUAUUGAACUUUUUAACCGUAAAGUGACUGUGUGUGUGUGUGUGUGGGGGGGGGGAGAGUGUG
Molecule: messenger RNA, 3527 nt
Organism: Solea solea (common sole)
Lineage: Eukaryota; Metazoa; Chordata; Actinopteri; Pleuronectiformes; Soleidae
Gene: mmp11a
Product: matrix metallopeptidase 11a
Exons: 8
Coding region: 110-1591 (493 amino acids)
Biological process (GO): collagen catabolic process; proteolysis; extracellular matrix organization
Cellular component (GO): extracellular matrix
Molecular function (GO): zinc ion binding; metalloendopeptidase activity
Source: RefSeq, a predicted model, not a curated record